AUGAUGGCGAGAGUGGGUGGUCGGUUGGUCUGCUUUGUAGCGGCGCUCAUUGCUUGCUGCCAUUCGUUCCAGCUCCACCCGAGGGCUUUGGUGGUACAACGACCACCACCACCAAGUUUUGUCAGCUUUGAUUCAUCCUUUGGGAAGCAUCAUCGGCAGCCGUUGCGUAGAAGCGGAAUCUUUGCUGCCAGCGUUGACGAGGCCGAUCUUGAUCUACCGGUAGAAAGAAAUAAUCUAACUGCAGCUCUGGUGGAACAGGAAAACUCGGCUCUAACAGAAGAUGCUACCGCAUUGGCUCCUCCACCACCACAAUACCCGCCAACGCCCACACUUCGAGAAUGCCUGGCAUUUACGCUACCCGCAUUGGGUAUCUACACGUGUCCUCCACUCAUGUCUCUGAUUGAUGCUUCCUUUAUUGGUCGGCUGUCCAGUUCCCUGGAAUUGGCUUCCUUGGGUCCUGCCAGUACCAUUAGCGACAGUGCUCCUCUCCCCUUGUUGUUUCUUUCCAUUGCCGCCACCAACCUGAUUGCCAAAUCCUUUGCUCAAAAUGAUACAGAAGCGUUGGCGCGUGUCACCCGCACGGCAUUGACCAUGGGAACCGUCGGUGGGAUUGUCACAACAAUACUUCUCUACCAAAAUGCCCUGCCACUCUCGUUGCUGUACUGUGGUGGCAGCAAUUCGGCUGGAGGAUUGGCUGCCUAUUGUACUCAAUAUGUUGCCAUUCGAGCAUUGGCAUUGCCCUUUGUCGUGGUGACGACCAUUGCCCAGGCCAUUUGCAUUGGGACCAAAGAUACAAAAACGCCCAUGUUGUCGGUCGCCCUGGCGGGUGGGUUGAAUUUACUUGGCGAUCUCAUCCUCGUGGGAUGGCUCAAACAAGGCAUUGCCGGAGCGGCAUGGGCCACGGCCGUGUCACAAGUCUUGGCGGCGGGAUUACUACUGCGUGUAUUGAAGAAACGUGGUUUUUUGGAAAAACAACAACCACAAUCCACUCAACAGCAACCAGGCAGUAAUACCAAGAAUGCCAAACAAUGGGAUACGGCCCAACAAAUCUUGUCGUUUGUCCCCUUUUUAUUCGUCAUGUCGGUCAAGAUUGGAUGGCACAAUUCCUGUGCGGCCACGGCGGCGACACUGGGAGGUGCCCAAGCGGCGGCACACACGGCACUCGUCUCGGUGGGGAUGCUCUGCUUUACAUUUGGUGACGUAGGAUCGUCCUUGUCGCAAGCAUUCCUGCCAGCAUUUGUACGACAACCACAACAACAAUCCACCGCAGAGGAGGAGGGCAGGAAGAAGAACAAGAAUGAACCGCUCUUUGACUUGGAUGCCGCCAUGCCCACCAUCAAGCAGCUAUUGAGAUGUACGCUCAGUAUAUCCACCACAGUAGUACUCUUGUCGUCCAUCAUUAUUGGAAUAUUCGGUGGUCAAAUUACAGGAGAUCCAUUGGUGCUGGCCGAAAUGAGAAGAACACUGCCGUGGAUUGCCACGGCCCUCAGUCUGCAUGGGACAGCCGUUAGUUUGGAAGGCUUUCUCUUGGCGCGCAAAAAACUGAGAGGGUUGACUGUCUUUUAUACAUUCCUUGCCGCCACCAUUGUGGCGUGGCAGUUCUUUACCCGAAGGUGGGGACUUGGAUUGGGAGCUGUCUGGGGGUGCUACAUUUGGGUGAGCGGAUCGAGAGUCGUUACGUUUGCCGCACUUGGAGGGUUGCUGCGACCGCAACGAAUGUGGAAGAGCCUGCGGCAAAAACUGACAAGCAGGGCAGCGGCUGGAACCGUAUCGUGA
Molecule: messenger RNA, 1776 nt
Organism: Seminavis robusta
Lineage: Eukaryota; Bacillariophyta; Bacillariophyceae; Naviculales; Naviculaceae
Source: the annotation of a GenBank genome assembly